This is a messenger RNA of Rhincodon typus (whale shark), 1360 nucleotides long. RefSeq names its product chorion-specific transcription factor GCMa-like. The coding region runs from base 1 to 1182 and encodes 393 amino acids. The record is from RefSeq and is a predicted model, not a curated record. Gene Ontology annotation, biological process: regulation of transcription by RNA polymerase II; gliogenesis. NCBI's taxonomy places the organism in Eukaryota, Metazoa, Chordata, Chondrichthyes, Orectolobiformes, Rhincodontidae. Gene Ontology annotation, cellular component: nucleus. The transcript is spliced from 5 exons. Gene Ontology annotation, molecular function: RNA polymerase II cis-regulatory region sequence-specific DNA binding; DNA-binding transcription activator activity, RNA polymerase II-specific.
AUGUUGAAAAGCGGGGAGCGUUGUUUCCCCGACUCCGACUACAUCUCUGCACUGGAAUCGCCUAUAUCCUGGGACAUCAACGACCCCAAACUGCCCCAGGAUGUGCAUCAGUUGGAUCGUUUCCAGGAAUGGACAGAUUCCUAUGUUAAAUUUAUUUAUAGUGCUGAUGAUAAAAAUGCACAGAGGCAUCAGAGUGGAUGGGCCAUGAGGAAUACCAACAACCACAACUGCCACAUUCUGAAGAAAUCCUGUUUAGGAGUAGUACUUUGCAGCAACGAUUGCACCCUGCCUGAUGGGAAAAAGAUCUAUCAGAGACCUGCCAUAUGUGAUAAGGCACGGCAGAAACAACAAAAGAAAUGUUGUCCAAACUGUGGUGCUCCCUUGAAUCUGAUGCCAUGCCGAGGACAUGGAGGUUAUCCUGUCACCAACUUCUGGAGACAUGAAGGAAAAUGCAUAUUUUUUCAGGCAAAAGGUGUACACGAUCACCCCAGGCCAGAAACAAAGACAGAAGCUGAAGCGAGGAGAUCAAUCCACAAGAAAAGACCAUAUGGUGAAAAUGGAUGCUAUAAAAAUAAAAGAGACCUACAGCUUUUAACAGGUCCAAUUGAAAACGAAGGAUCUCAGCCAACAUUUACUUCGAAUCCAAAAAGUGUGUUGUCCAAUCUCUACGUAAAUGGAAACCUGGAAGAAUGUGUAGCAGUUGAGAACAUCUCUGGUACUCCAUGCUUCUCAUAUACAAAUGGGCAUGACCUCGGAAAGCCCACCUAUCUUUAUGAUCCACACUGCGAAAUGGAUAUCAGCAGAAUCUAUAGCAGAUGUGCACAAUUUAGUGCAGGGUGCCAUAAUCCUGGGAAUUAUGGUGGCCCCGUUACAAACUGCAGUACAAAUUUUGAGUGUGGAGAUUACCCCAACUGGAACAAAAUUACUUUGGGAAAGAAUGCUUACAGCAACUCUUUUAUUAGAUAUUCUCAAGGUUCUUCAGAUCCUUGUAAUGAAACUGCCAGUCCUAAGAACUUUAGAGACCCAAUGCAGAAUGCACAAACUACAAUAAACAGCAUGAACAAGACCAUGUACCAGACCUCCAAGCCCAACCCGGAUGAAUAUUGUGAUUAUCUAUAUGAUGCUAUGUUCCUGCAAAAUCAGAAUAGCACCUAUGUUCCUGCUGCUAUUUAUCCACUUUAGAGUUUCCCCACAUGCAAUCACCCAUAACUGCUGUGGUAAUGUGAAGGGCAGAAACAUAGAAUUCUAUCAAUAAUAAGAAUCAACUUUUUUUUUUUUAAGUCUUAACUAAACCACCUAUGAACUGGAAGAUAUUUAACAUUCCAACUGGAAGUUUUUAAAACAUCAAUUCAAACAUAAC